Messenger RNA from Candoia aspera, 1610 nucleotides. It is a transcript of the gene TMEM174, whose product is annotated as transmembrane protein 174. The record is from RefSeq and is a predicted model, not a curated record. The transcript has 2 exons. Lineage: Eukaryota; Metazoa; Chordata; Lepidosauria; Squamata; Candoiidae. Bases 739 to 1350 code for a protein of 203 amino acids.
GGUGGGUAGGACUUUCUCACUCAUUACUUUGGAAGGAAGUCAGGUGACUGACAGCAACUGGGAACAGAGGUAAUAGGGGCAGGACUGGGAUAAAACAGCAAAAUCCAAACCAGCAUAGUUUUCUGCUGAUUCAAGGAUGGGUGGAUAGCACCGUAACCUAGUAGUGGGGAAAGGCCCUCCAGCUACAUAGGAGCUGGAAAUGUAGAGGGGUGAUUAUAUGCUUAUUCCAAUAGUCAUAGAAUCCCUACAGAAGAUGCCCAAAAUCUAACAACACACACUGUCAAAGAGAAGACUGGUAAGACAAGGCAAGUACCCAGUUAGCUUUAUUUUGGGUUUUUCCUGUAAAUGAGAAUGUAGUAACAGAAAAGUAUGAAGGGGAUUCAUCACUCAUCCCACCUUUUGGUCUCCCAUUAGUUGUAUCUUUUUACUUUUGAAGACGGGGGGUUUUUUGAGUUGUAAUCUACUCAUGCACUUCCCUUAGAACACUAUGUUAGCUGUAACACUGCAGUUAUGUGUAAGUGUUUAUCUCUGGAGACAGUGGAGGUAGGAUAAGACAAACUUGGAGCAACACACAGUAUAAGCUGAAGGGCCCCUUUAGGACCAGAAAGUCCAGAGUCUGCAGUUGCUUAACUGCACUAAUGUGAACAAAGUUCUUGUGUAACAAAUAGGAACCUCCAGCUUGGCAUACUUUUCUAAACACAUCCUUUUUCAGGAUAUUUCAGAACUGGUCUCAGUGUAAUGGAACAGAACCACAACACUGUGGAAGAGACUUCUACCAGUGGGCUUUCUGUCUCUCCUUGUCAGCCAAAUAGCUCUAAAAUUCCUGUGUCCAAUGAUGAUGACAAAGCUGGUGCUGCGUUACUUUUCUCUGGAGUCUUUUUGGGGGUUGUAGGGUUCACCUUUACUGUGAUGGGAUGGGUGAAAUAUGAAGGUGUCGUUCACUUUGUAUGGACUCGAUUGCCUGGACCUGCUCUGCUUUCAGUGGGUGUGACAUUUUUGCUGAUUGCUGUGUGCAAAUUUAAAAUAUCCACCUGUAACUCAUGCAACCAGAGCGAAGAAAGGGCACCUGACACAGAAAGGACACAUAACGGGCUUUUUGCUGGAAUUAGCCAGCCCAUCACUUUCCAUGGAGCUGCAGUGGUGCCUUACCUGCCGCCUUCUCCAACUCAGGGAGGGGUUGCCGCCAAUUGGCACCAAGCAUUGAGCCAUUCUGAAUUUCACCCUGGCUCCACAUCAAUAAUUCCUGUUUUUAAUCCUCAUUCUGAUAAUGCCAGUCCCAUGGGUAGUUCAGCAUUCUCUACAGACAACUACUCUGCUUAUCUUACAGUGGACACCGCAAGUGAAAGGUAAGUUAUUUGUGAGUGUUGCACUUCAGGGCAGAAGCUCCUACAAGGUCCAGGUCAACUAACAGUCUUGAAGAACCUGAAGAGAUACUGGAUGAAGAUCUUUGCAGUGACUCCUUACCUCCUCCUCAUGAGAAGCUGUUCCCACCUUUGCCAUAAACAGACCUGCCUAUUAUCUCCAUAAGGAUUGAAUCUGCUUUGGUAAGACCAUCAAUGUAUAUAAACUGAAUAACUGUAAACCAGAUAUAUGUGUUUUACUGACAAUUA